ACUCCGCGAAAUUAGUAAUGAAGGCGCAAAGACGAGGCAAACUGGCUAAAUCUCGGCCGGUCGAGAGCUCCGAAGAAGAAUCGACCUCCGACGAGAAAUCCGACGACGACCGACCUACUCUCGGCUCCAAACUCAACUUGCUUCGCGAUAGGCGCAAACGAUCGCGUAGAAAGACCGACCAACCGGAUAACCCAGCCCAGCAAGGUAUCGCGCAGUCCUUGAAACGCACGUUUGGCUUUUUUCGGAAAUCGGAAAGAUCGAACGAAGAUGUCGAGACGGCGGUGGUGAUCGAGAGCGCGAAUACUCCAGCGUCGGCUGGCAAGAAAACGAUGGACGUCGUCGUCGACGUGCACGCGGAACACGAAGAGCAGAAGGCGCGAGUCGUCGCGGAGGCUAACGCGUCUGACGAUCAACGGUCGAACAACUCGUCAGCCGAGCACCAAUCGAACCAGAUAGAUUUGAUCGAGCAAAUGAAAACGGGAGACGAGGAGAGGCCGAAAUCAGACUUCGUCGAUACGGAGACGGAGGAGAGCGAUUUGCAGGAAGAGGUCGAGCUGACGAGCGAAAUCCCGCCAACUUCCGGCGGUAGACGGAAGCGCUGGGACAAACCGGAAAUAUCGACUGGCAAUCUUGUCGAGGACUUGGCGAAACCAAAGCGGAGACAGUGGGCAAAAGGUGCUGCGAGCGCCGAAAUACGAAAAGUCAGCGGCAAGAAAAUCGUGGUGCCGAAGAGGUCGUCGACUACAGAGCCGUGUAAAUUAGUCCCGCCGCCAAAACCUUCUAGACUUCCGAAACCGAUCGCAGCGCCAAGAACGAAGAAUGCCAAAAAAGAAGAUAUCGUUCGUGGUUUCGACAACGAUGCAUUAUCAUCUGAUCACGAUGAAAUUUUGAGGAUAGAAACGGUCAGUAAUCAUAGUCCGAGGAUCAAAAUAAGCAGCGUGAGCAGCGAGAAAAUCGAAAAGCCUUCGAUUUUGAGCGAGGAAGUAGAAAAAAUCCCUAUCGAGAAAAAGGAAAGCAUCGAAGAGAUCAAGGAAUACAUACAAGAUACCGCCGAAAAUACAGAAACCUCUGCCACAAAAGAUCCGUCGGUUAGCGGAACGCCGAAUUCUCGCGAGUUCAUGCAGAGAAAAACUUUGAUAAGACGGCGAUCGAGCGACAAAAGGAAAUCCUCCAGUGAUAAGCGAUCAGAAGACGAAGAAGAAGAGGAAGAGGAAUUGGAAACUGUACUCGAUGCGAUGGACAAGAGAUCGAGGUCAUCAGGCUCCAGUAAGGUAGAAAUUAUACCUUCGAGAUUUUUCGAUAGGGGAGAGUCGAGUGACGAAACCACCAUUUCUACAAAUGAAGAAAUGCACUCGCCAGGACGAGAAGUUCCACGACCGAAAUCGCGAUCAAGAUCGAAGUCCAAAUCAUCUCGUUACGAAAAAAGUGAUGAGAAAGAUAGUGAGAGAAGUUCACGAACGAAACGAAAGACCCCGUCCGCUCGAAAUUCACCCGGAGAAUUGUCAACCAGUCGUCGAAGGCUAAAGUCUCGCACGAAAAAGCGUCGCAUAAAAAAAGACAAGCACAAACUUGAAGAAGUGGAGGAAGAAAUCAAAUACACAUCGAUAAUGAUUCAUAGAUCGGAUAUGCUCGAAGCAGACUACAUUACGAGGCAUCCGAUGGUCAAAGUUCAUAUAGUCUACGCUGAUGAUGGUGAUUAUUUGAAAGUGAAGAAUAAAGAUGAUGAUGCGGCGACUAAUUUGCAGCCGAUAAUCUCCGCAAAGUUCGAUUUCAAAGAGAAAAAGUCAAUGGUCCCGGUUUGGGAGGAGCAAUUGAUUUUCAAAAUGGACUUUAACGAAAUUUUAUGCGACGGCAAAGGUUCCGUCGUGGUUUUGUUCGAAAUCGUCGAUUUGUUGAGCUUUAACGAAGCCAAUUUACAUUAUCAUCAGUUUGGCAAAGAAUCUUGCUGGUACAAAGUGGCUUGGGCUUUUCUUAGGCCGAUCGGUGUUAACGGCACUCAACACGUCAACAAAAUCGUUCGACUACAACUUUACAGACCGAAGAAAACUUUCAGACGAGCGAGUAAAACGAAAUGCGAUGUGUACAAAUGGUGGAAAUCCGGCAGCAGAGACAAAUAUCCAUCCAGUCUAUACGUCAGCAUAUCCCCCAUAGACCCGCCGAAACUCGAGCCCGUCUUUUCGGAGCAACUACUUCAACUGCACGAUCUAUCGGAGGUGCACAGUGAUUCUCAGAAUUUACAUCCCGUCGGAAAAUCCGAGGAAGUUCCCGAACCGCCAAAAUGGACCCGACAUGCUGCUCAAUCGUGCCAGAUACCCAACGAGACGUAUUUCGAGACUGAAGCGGGCGAUAGUGGGUGCUUUUACGUAGUUUUCAGUAACGAUGGGAAGUACCUUGCAUGUGCACUCUCAGAUGACUAUGAUUAUCCGAUUUUGGUUUAUAAGAUUGACGAAAUGAAAAUUCACGUGCGAUUCGCUGGUCACAAAAAUUUCAUUUACUCUCUAAGCUGGUCGCACGACGAUCACUUUCUAUUGUCAGUGUCUUCCGAUCAGACUGCGAGAUUUUGGGACGUCAAGGAACAAAUCAUCGAAGACGUUCAGUCAUUGCCACAUCCAUCGUACGUGUACUGUGGCAAGUUUUCUCCGGAGACAUCGAAUUUUGUUCUGACCGGCUGCUACGACCACGUUGCUCGAAUUUGGGCUUAUCAACGUUCGCACAGUUAUGAGCUCGUACAAGAACUCGAGGGUCACAAUGGUUUCGUCAGCUCAGUAUGCAUCCAUUCUCGCGACGAAGUGAUUCUUACUGGCGACGGUCUCGGUGUAAUCAUUAUUUGGACCGCCAAGAAAAGUCGACGAUCGCUUCUCAAACGCGAGUGGCAAUUAACAAGAAAAGUCAAAAUUAAAGAACUAGAUGGUAUACCCAUCAAUACAAUUUUAGUACAUCCGUUAGGGUCAAGAUUGCUCGUGCAUUCCAGAAAUUCCGAACUGACAUUAUUAGACGUGAUCAGCGGAGCUAUGAUAAAGAAAUUCGAAGGUUUAAAAAACAAUCGAAUACAAAUAACUUCGUGUCUCUCUCCCUGCGGUAGUUUACUUUUCUGCGGUGGUGAAAACUCGAUGUUGAACGUGUGGAGUACCGACAGUGGCAAACUCAUGGCUACUUAUGAAAUCAACAGUCACGAAAGAGCUAUUACAUGCGUGGAUUAUCAUCCGUACGAUCACGUGUUAGCUUUUGCUGUUUACGGCGCGCCGAUUCCUGCGAAGGUAUUGAAGUACGAUCGAGAUGUCGACGGCGUGAAAGUGGGAUUGAAGUUAUUAGCGAUGACGACGAAUAUGAUGUCGGUGAGCUCAUCGGCAAGAUUUGGUAAAGAUCCAGAGACGAUUGUGAGAAACGGUGUAAGGAAUUUCGAGUUGUCAGCAAUGAGUUUGAUGCAUCCAUCGACUAUCGUGUCGAUCGACCAUUUGCCUAGCGAGUUCAAAGAUGAGGACGAGGCGAGAAAGAAUCUCAGGGGUAAACUGCAGAGAUUCAUGGAAUCUGGACCGAAUCUCAAAGUUAAAAGUUUAACCAGGCUGAAUGGAAUUAUCGAGAAAAUCGACAGGAUCCUGAUGUAUGCUACCAGUCAGAAAUCACAAGAUUUGGAUGUGGAAUCAGCGAGAAACUCAGUGUUCACCGUCGAAGAAAAACAUCCGAGGAGUCGAAUGGAGAUGUUUGAAUUGCAGGAGUUACCAGUCGAAAAUGUCCAGAAGAAGAGAAAGAAGAAACAUCGACAGAGGUCGAGAAGCGCCAGAAAUGCCUUGUCUCCAACACCCAACGAUUUCGAGUUUUCUAAAGCUUUCUCCGAUAGCGCGGCAUUCACGCGAAAAGUGUCGAAAUUCAGCGAUGAUUCUUCUACCUCGAACCGAUCGGUCGUGCGUGGAAAUUUCACUGCUGAGAGACUCGAUUUAAAAGACAUUGGCUAUAAUGACACAGAGUCAGGUUUUAAGGAUUCACUCGAUACAAUUGUCGAUGGAAAAGAGGAAUAUCCGAGUGAGGAAGUCUUGGAGGAUGUGGAAUCGUUAAAAAGCGACGAUACUUAUAUUGUAAAAAAAUCAUCUGAUGGUUCGGAUAGAAGUAACGCAACAUUUAUCAUUGAGAGUGAACUGCCGGUGCCAAUGUCAAGAAAGAAAAUCGGCAGGAUUCAAGUCACUUAACGUGUUCACAUAAUAUGCAUAAGUAACUUGUAAAAAUAAGUAAUAAUAACUUUUAAUUGUAUUGUAGAUAUAUAACUAACGUAGAAAAUGUAGAAUUCCAAGUUUUAUAUUUAACAAUGGCGUUUCUAUCGAUUCAUACAAUGCAUUGAUAACUUAUAUAAAAUAUUAA
Phymastichus coffea is the source of this 4353-nucleotide messenger RNA. RefSeq lists its product as uncharacterized. Bases 18 to 4184 code for a protein of 1388 amino acids. The record is from RefSeq and is a predicted model, not a curated record. Gene Ontology annotation, molecular function: protein binding. NCBI's taxonomy places the organism in Eukaryota, Metazoa, Arthropoda, Insecta, Hymenoptera, Eulophidae. Gene Ontology annotation, biological process: motile cilium assembly. The transcript has 8 exons. Gene Ontology annotation, cellular component: ciliary basal body.